CCAUUAUCCUUGGGCUUCGUAAAAACGUUCAAUCAUGAACCGCGUCCGCGCUCGAGCCUCCUAUAAAAGCCUUUGGCGAGAAGACCAGCCAUCAGUCACUUGUCCAGUGUCCAAACAACUACUUCAACAUGAAAUUCCUGGUCGUCGUAGCCCUGCUGGUUGCCGUUGUCUUCGCGGAAGAAGAAAAGAAAACUGAAAAACGUGGUCUUUCGGGACUGGGCUACGGUGGACUAGGCUACAGUGGUCUGGGCUAUGGUGGUCACGGGCUGGGCUAUAGCGCCGGUUACGGUGGACUCGGUUAUAGUGGUGGAUACGCUGGAUAUGCUCCAGUAGCAGUCAGUAAGGUGGCCUACACCACCUCUCACGGAGGCUACGGCGGACUUGGCGGAUACGGCGGAUAUGGCGGUUACUCCGGCCUUGGUGGAUACAACGGCCUUGGCGGAUAUGGUUACUAUGGUGGUCACGGCGGAUACGCCUCCCCGGUCGUCGGUUACGGCGGCUACUAUGGCGGACACGGCCAUGGUUACGGCGGACUUGGCGGAAUUGGCGGACUUGGCUACUACGGACACCAUUAAAUGAGGCGUUAUUGUGUUCAAUACUAAUACUCUAUGACAAAGCCAUUCAAGAGAGCUCACAUGACAAAUAAACCAACACCUUUAAUCAAACUCUCUUUUUAUAUUUGUGAUAUACACAGCGAAUGUUGUAAAAAUAAAUUGUACAUAUGUAAUAAAUACUUAUAUACAUAAA
Molecule: messenger RNA, 747 nt
Organism: Danaus plexippus (monarch butterfly)
Lineage: Eukaryota; Metazoa; Arthropoda; Insecta; Lepidoptera; Nymphalidae
Gene: CPG6
Product: keratin-associated protein 19-2-like
Exons: 4
Coding region: 129-575 (148 amino acids)
Source: RefSeq, a predicted model, not a curated record